GGUAGCACGACCAGUCCGCGCACGACGGUGGGUCCCCGAGGAGCGCCAUGGCGGACAUGUCCCUGGCCGAAGAGCUGACCUGCUCCAUCUGCCUGGAGCUCUUCAAGGUGCCGGUCACCACCCCGUGCGGCCACAACUUCUGCGGGUCGUGCCUGGGGGAGACGUGGACCGUCAAGGGCCCGCCGUACCAGUGUCCGCAGUGCCGCGCCGAGUUCCAGGAGCGGCCGCGGCUGCACAAGAACACGGUGCUGUGCACGGUGGUGGAGCAGUUCCAGCAGGCCGAGCUGGCCCGCGCCACGCCGCCCGACGACUGGACGCCGCCCGCCCGCGCCGCCAACCCCCGCCCCGCCGGCCAGGUGUCCUGCGACCACUGCCUGAAGGCGACCGCCGUCAAGACGUGCCUCGUGUGCAUGGCCUCCUUCUGCGAGGAGCACCUGCGGCCGCACCUCGACAGCCCCGCCUUCCGGGACCACUCGCUGCAGCCGCCCGUCCACGACCUGUUGCACCGCAAGUGCCCCCAGCACAACCGGCUACGCGACUUCUUCUGCCCCGAGCACAGCGAGUGCAUCUGUCACGUCUGCCUGGUGGAGCACAAGACCUGCUCGCCUGUGCCCCUGAGCCAGGCCAGCGCAGACCUGGAGGCCAAACUGAAGCAUAAACUGACAGUCAUGUACGGUCAGAUCAACGGUGCAUCGAGAGCGCUGGAGGAUGUGAGAGCCAGGCAGCAGGAUGUGCGGGAGGCUGCACAAAGGAAGCUGGAACAGCUUAGACAAGAAUACUUGGAAAUGAAGGCUCUCAUCGACGCCUCGGAAGCCAGCUCCACACGCAAGAUAAAGGAAGAGGAGAAAAGGGUCAGCAGCAAGUUCGACACUAUUUACCAGAUCCUCCUCAAGAAGAAGAGUGAGAUCCAGACCAUGAAGGAGGAGAUUGAAGUUGCCCUGACUCAGGGGGGCGAGUUUGAGUUUCUGGAGAAAGCGGCAAAACUGCAAGCGGUCUCAACGAAGCCAGUCUACGUCCCCAAGGUGGAGCUGAACCACGAGCUGGUAAAGGGCGUCUGCCAGGGCGCUGCGGACCUCAAACACGAGCUGAAGCGGUGCCUCAGGCAGUCCCAGGAGAAGAAGCCCGAGGAGCCCGCUGACCCAGGGGACUCUGCAGAGUAUGUCAAGGCGCCCACGCUGAAACUCCCACGCCCUGGGAAGAAGGUCGUGAAAGAAGAAAAGAAAUCCAAGAAACCUGCCACUGCUGUCUCAUCCAACAAGUUCUCCGCCUCUGAGGAACUGGAAAAGUUAUCGGAUUUAGAACAAGCUCUCUCAGAGGCUGCAGCCAAAGCCACCACCACGAAGCCGAACUCGGCGUCUCUCAAGGCCAAGGUGCUGGAGAACUUCUUGGCCAAGUCCAGACCAGAGCUCCUAGAGUAUGCUGUGAAGGUCAUCCUGGACUACAACACUGCCUACAGCAAGGUGGCCCUGUCGGAAAACUACACUGUAGCCUCUGUGGCUGACACACACCAGAACUACCGGCCGCAUCCCCAGAGGUUCACAUACUGUUCUCAGGUGCUGGGCUUGCACUGCUACAAGAAAGGGAUCCACUACUGGGAGGUGGAGCUGCAGAAGAACAACUUUUGUGGGAUGGGCAUCUGCUAUGGCAGCAUGGCGCGGCAGGGCCCCGAGAGCCGGCUGGGCCGCAACAGCGCCUCCUGGUGUGUGGAGUGGUUCAACACCAAGAUCUCCUGCUGGCACAACAAUGUGGAGAAAACCCUGCCCCCGACGAAGGCCACACGGGUUGGUGUGCUUCUCAACUGUGACCACGGCUUCGUUAUUUUCUUUGCGGUUACUGCCGAGAAGGUCCACGUGAUGUAUAAGUACAAGGAGGACUUUACCGAAGCUCUGUACCCGGCCUUCUGGGUGUUCUCUGCAGGUGCCACCAUCUCCAUCUGCUCCACCAAGUAGUCAGCCACGGCCACUGUGGCCGACUGCCUGCGGAGUGCCUGGACUCCAGGGAAAAUGCUGAAGGGGGGCUCUCAGAGAGCUUCCCCGAGAGUCCCGGGGCUGACAGGACGGCGGGGUGGGGGUGAUGGAAGGAAGAAAAGUUCUUUGGUGAUUCUUCUCUGCUUUUGGAGAUGGCCCAAAGCAUCUUCAUUGACCUGAAAAAGUAGCCUUGUCUGAAGCCAAGUCAUCCUUGGGAAAGAGCUGGGCUUCGAGGAGAAUGCCAAAGAUGAGCCCCAGGGUCCUACUGCGGCUCUUCUCUGCAGAAAAGGGGGCAACAAGAGGGUGCUUCCCUGGCAAUCAGCAGCUCAGGAGAGGGGAGCAUGAGCCCCUCUGUUCAGAAGAGAGGCAAGUAGGUAACCCCAGCUCUGUGCAAGGUGCGUUGGAGAUGUAAACGGAGGCGCACACCCUUGCUCUCUCGAACCUUACAUUCCCUUGCCUUGUAGGGCUGCUGCCUAACCCUGGAGCCCUAGGGUUGGAGGAAACUUUGCAUUCAUCCGACUCCUCACUUUGCAGAAUAAGUCAAAUGGGGAGAUAUGGAUGACUUUGCUUACCGUUCUUGCCAACCUAUCAUUGAGGAGAUGCCUCUUGCCUGCCCCCUGGUACCCUGGGGAAGUGUCAGAAAUUCCCAGAAACCAACAAAAAUAUCAUCGCAGACCUGGGUAUCAGGGACUGUCUCAGUCACUGGCAUGGUAGCAAAGGUCAGGGUGAAGUUUUUGUACUAUUGAAGACUGGUUGGCUGGUUUCUCUUUCAUGACUCAGAAAUGGACUUGUGAUCUACAACUGCGAUGUUAUCUCUUACCUUAUGCUGCCCUCCAUUGAUUUUAAUUAAUUAGAAGUAUCUGAGCUAUUGUUUCUUGAGCCUAUUUAUUUUAGAGUUGAUUCUUUAGGAGAUAAUCAGGGCUGUAGACAUGGAUCUUUAGAAACCUGUGAGAAAUAGGAGGACUAAAGCUGGCUGACUCACCUUAGAAGCUUGGAAUGUAGUAGAACAGUGUUUGGUGUUCUUUCUCGCAUCUCGGGGUGUACAGACGAUGUUACUUACCUGCCGUGCUGGGGUGAGAGAAUGAGGUGCCCAGGGGCCUCUGGCUGCCCAGGCCCCACCCAGCUGCUCCCGGGGGUUGAGAUUUCAGCAGAUGGGUAGCCCAUUAGAAGCUGGCCUUGGACGAGAGUUCUCGAUAAAGAAUUCUCAGCCCGGUAGGAUGUCCGUCUGGGCUUUGCUUCAGGAUGAUCCGAGCAUGGGUGUACGGAGAAGGAGUCAGGGUAGGAAUGAAAGAGUGAGCCACAAGCAGGUCAUCAGUGACACAGUGAUGGAUAUGACCGUUCCUUAAAAUAUUCUUCCUACUGAUGCAUGUUUUGAAAAUUUUCAAAAUAAAACGAUUUAAAAAUGAAACCAAACACAGCUGAGGUCAAGGAUGGGCCCUGCUGGGUGGGUUUUAUCCUUGUUUGCAGAGGGGUAGGAGUUGUGGGUUUGAGUUUGUUAUGUCAGGUCAUCCCCCUUCUCCAUGGGGCAUCUGUUCCAAGACCCCCAGUGAAGGCUUAUAAUCAAGGAUUGUACUGAACUGUAUGGAUACCGUGUUUUUUUCCUCUAUGUACAUACUUAUGAUAAAAUUUAGUUUAUAAAAUUAGGUACAGUAGGAGAUUAACAAUGACAACUAAUAAUGAAGUAGAACAGUUAUAACAAUAUACUGUAAUAAAGUCACGUGACUGGGGUCGCUCUCCUGUAACUGAGGCUUCUGAGUACCUGAUGGGCGGGGGUGCCGGGCCAGGGGACGUUCGCUUACUCAGGUAGAUGGAGCGGGACAGAUUUCCCCACGCUACUCAGAACUGCGCGCAGUUGAAAAUGUAUGAAUUGGUUCUUUCUGGAAUUUUUCAUUUACUGUUUCUGGACGACCACUGACCAGGAGACACUGAAACGGUGGAAAAUGAAACCACAAUAAAAGGGGACUAUUGUAAUACAGAGUCUGACUGGCCCUCGCCCCGGGUUUCCAAAGGGAGGUUCCAAGUCCUCGGCCUUUCCCCUGGAGAAGUCAUGACUGUUCUUCACUAGCCCCGUGGUCAGACCGGAGUCUGUGCCAGGAGGUGAGGUGACCCAGGGUGGGGGCUGGUUAUCAGAAAGAGCAACCGUGAGAUCAGAGAGUUUGGACUGGAGCCAGCGUGGCCUCUGUGUCGCAAGAGGGGCUGGAGAGGAACUCAAUCAGUUAUGCCUUUGGCAGGAAUCCCUGAAAACAGCCUCCGGACACAAGCUCUGCGGAACACAGCGAUGAGCCAGGAGGCGGCGCACGCCGAUGCCACAGGGAGGGGCGCAGAAGGUCCGCAUGGGGUCCCUCUGACGCUGCGCUCUGUCUCUUCAUCUGGCUGCUCUCGGUUUGCAUCUUUAUAGGAAAACAGUAAUCAUAAGUGGAGCGCUUCUCUGAGCUCUGAUUUCUAGUGCAUCCCCGAACCUGAAGGAGGUCAUGUGCUACAGAAUGGAUGUUUGUGUAGCCCCAAAAUUCAUAUGUUGAAACCUACCCCUCAGUGUGAUGGUAUUGGAGGUGAUUAGGUCAUGAGGGUACAGCCCUUAUAAGAGACCCCACGAGCCCCCUGGCCCUCUGCCCUGUGAGGGCACAAGAAGACAGCUCCUUCCGAGACUGAGUCCGCCAGCCCCUGGAUCUUGGACUUCCAGCCUCAGAACUGUGAGGAAUAAAUGUUUGUUGUUUAA
Messenger RNA from Molossus molossus (Pallas's mastiff bat), 4683 nucleotides. It is a transcript of the gene TRIM25, whose product is annotated as tripartite motif containing 25. The record is from RefSeq and is a predicted model, not a curated record. The transcript has 10 exons. Bases 48 to 1949 code for a protein of 633 amino acids. NCBI's taxonomy places the organism in Eukaryota, Metazoa, Chordata, Mammalia, Chiroptera, Molossidae. Gene Ontology annotation, molecular function: protein binding.